ACCACCACCACCACCACCACCACCACCACCACCAUCAACAUCACGCGUUCACGUUCACUUUUCUUCACUCUUGUUUCUUCUUCUUCUUUCUCUUGUCAGCUCCUCCUCCUGCAUGCGCUUCAACGUUUUCUGGUAAUGAAACUGGAGAUUUAGAAAAACAAGGUGAUUUGUUUCCACAGAUUCUACGAGAUGAGGCAGUGGGGAGACUCUAUCAGCUUGGAAAGGUGAGUGAUGGUAAUGGCUAUCUGGAGAGAACAUUCUUGAGUCCUGCAUCUAUGAGAGCAAUCAACGUUAUCCGCGAGUGGAUGGAGGACGCUGGUUUGAGAACUUGGGUGGACCAAAUGGGAAACGUACACGGCCGAGUUGAAGGUGCGAAUCCAAAUGCCGAGGCCUUAUUGAUUGGAUCUCACAUGGAUACUGUUGUGGAUGCUGGCAUGUUUGAUGGAUCACUAGGAAUAGUAUCAGCAAUAUCUGCACUAAAGGCUUUGAAAGUCAAUGGAAAGCUGGAAAAGCUAAAGCGCCCUGUUGAGGUGAUUGCAUUUUGUGAUGAAGAAGGAGUGAGGUUUCAAACUACUUUCUUGGGUAGUGGCGCUAUAGCCGGCAUUUUACCUGCUACAACAUUGGAGAUAUCUGAUAAGAGGGAUGCAAUGAUAAAAGAUGUUCUCAAGGAGAAUUCUAUAGAAAUUACAGAGGAAAGUUUGUUACAGCUCAAGUAUGAUCCAAAAUCUGUUUGGGGCUAUGUUGAGAUUCACAUUGAACAGGGGCCUGUGCUAGAACAGAAGGGUUUUCCACUUGGUGUGGUUAAAGGCAUAGCUGGCCAGACCAGAUUGAAGGUUACUGUUAGAGGAUCACAGGGUCAUGCCGGGACUGUACCGAUGUCCAUGCGCCAAGAUCCUAUGGCUGCUGCUGCUGAAUUAAUAGUAGUUAUGGAAAACCUCUGCAAGAACCCAGAAGAAUUCCUUUCUUAUGAUGAUCAUUGCAGUGAUUCUACGGUGAAAUCACUUUCGAGUUCACUUGUUUGUACAGUUGGAGAGAUAUCAACAUGGCCGAGUGCUAGUAAUGUCAUUCCAGGCCAGGUUACAUAUACUGUGGACAUUCGAGCAAUUGAUGACCUUGGACGCGAGGCUGUUAUCUAUGAUUUAUCAAAAAGAAUGUAUCAAAUAUGCGAUAAGCGCUCCGUUUCCUGCAAUAUUGAACAUAAGCAUGAUGCAGGUGCUGUGAUUUGUGAUUCUGAGCUAAGUUCGCAGCUCAAAUCCGCAGCAUAUUCUGCACUAAAGAGGAUGGAGGGUGACAUUCAGGAUGAAGUUCCAACAUUGAUGAGUGGAGCAGGCCAUGAUGCAAUGGCUAUGUCUCAUUUAACAAAGGUUGGGAUGCUGUUUGUGCGGUGUCGCGGAGGAAUAAGUCACUCUCCUCAAGAGCAUGUUCUAGAUAAUGAUGUUUGGGCUGCUGGUUUGGCAACCCUCUCAUUUCUGGAGAAUCUAUGAAACUAAAUAAUAACUUGUGCAACACUUUGUAGU
Molecule: messenger RNA, 1517 nt
Organism: Arachis duranensis
Lineage: Eukaryota; Viridiplantae; Streptophyta; Magnoliopsida; Fabales; Fabaceae
Product: allantoate deiminase 2
Molecular function (GO): hydrolase activity, acting on carbon-nitrogen (but not peptide) bonds, in linear amidines
Source: RefSeq, a predicted model, not a curated record